AUGACCGCCGAUUUCGAAAUGCUCGAGAAGGUGAAAAGUAUGGAAUUGUUGGCUACCAAUUCGACAGAUCGCAUAAUCGCCAAGGCAGAAUUGGAGAGGUUUGUUUUCAUAACAAUAGCAAUAUCGAAGUUGUUGUCACAGGAGUGAAGUUGCAACAAACCACGAAGAGAAUACAAAUUUCAGAGUGACAAUUCACGACUCUUGCAAAUGGAUCGCAAUGACUGCGACAGCCGAACUGCUUCCGAAUCUAUCGCUAAUGUUCAUAUCACUGGGAGGAAACCACGCUCCUGUACGCACAUUUCAUAGAAAUUCCCUAUAAUUCUAAUCAUUUCAGAUUCCGUUCGAGGUAGUUUCAGUCGUGCCGCAGCCCGUCGUCGUGUGCAUUUCCCCUCUGUUCUCAUAUGAAAACUGGCAGAAUCUGAUGGUUUCAUUGCACGUUUACAGGAAAUUCGGUGCCCAUAUGCAUCUUUAUAUUCGAAGUAUCGUGGCGCCGAUUCUUGAGAUUCUGAAGGUUUACGAGCAAGAAAAGUACGUGACUGUGAAGCCGUGGAACAGAAUCAAUCUUCUUAAUCGAGACGAGCGAGACUUUAAUCCGAAUCUGAAUGUGGAGUUCAGAAGUCAGGCUGCUGCUCAAACGGACUGUCUUCUCAGAUACAAAGUAAGAUCUAAUUUAGUAAGUGAAAAUACCAUGAAAGUCUUUCAGGAAGCAGCUGAAUUCGUGGUGUUUCUCGACCUGGAUGACUUGUUGCUGCCCCGAUUGGCGGACAAUUACGCGAGUGAAUUCAGAUUUUGGGCUUCUGAGAAUCCGACCGCCGCUUACUUUAUAUACAUGAAGGAAAACACGAAAACGAAGUCAUGUGAGUGAAUUAAAAAUAAAUAUUCUGAGAAUGAGAUCACUCGCAGACAGAAGAGGCAAUGUGUUCUCCAUUGAGCACAUGCUGCGGAAUGUGAAAUACGAAAACAAAGCGGAGACGGGAAAGAUGAUUGCGAAUCCGUUGAAAAUGAAUAGCACGUGGAUUCAUUGGCCCUACAAAACACUCAAAACUUUCCUGGUUGACGCCCAAAUCAAUUCAAUCACUCAUUUGAAACACGUUGAAAUGGUAAAAGAAUAAGAAACACCCAGAUCUUAAAAUAAGCGUGCAGAUUGACGGAAUGGGAGUGGAUCACGAGCAGAUUCCCCGAUACGAGCCGUCAGUCGGGUUCAAAGACCCGAAGCCGUUGAUAUCAGACAAGGACAUGAAGAUGAUUGAAAAGGACUUCAACAGGUCAGUCUCAUCUCCUCACGUAUUCAUGCGUUGGGAUUCAGAAUGAGCUGGAAGUCAUCUGUGCGACGUCAUCUGCGUAAUCUUCCUGUCAACAUGACCUACACAAAAAUGAUCAGCGACUGCUACACUUCCACGUAUUACGUGUUUCACGCAGCCAAUGAAAACCACGCGAUGUUAUGCCCAGGGCCCGAAAGAUGCGAUGUAACACGCAAACUGCAGCUACUUCGUCAUUGCAUCCGAAUUUCAGAUAUCAAGUCAUAAGACAAAGUGCUGGAACAGCGUCGGAGAGUAUCAUUCCACUCGCGACGGGCAGAUAAUCAACGUGCAUUACGCUGAAAACACUGAAUUUGCAUUGAACAACGGGUGUCAAUUGUAG
Messenger RNA from Caenorhabditis sp. 36 PRJEB53466, 1641 nucleotides. NCBI's taxonomy places the organism in Eukaryota, Metazoa, Nematoda, Chromadorea, Rhabditida, Rhabditidae. The record is from the annotation of a GenBank genome assembly.